AUCUCGCACUCUCACAUUCCUCCGAUCUCCCAAGACCUCCUCUGACCCGAGAAGCUACUCGUAGCGCAGCCGUGGCCAUGGACUCCACAGGCGCCGGAGCGGGAGGGAAGGUGAAGAAGGGAGCGGGCGGGCGCAAGGCCGGCGGCGGGCCGAGGAAGAAGUCGGUGUCGAGGUCCGUUAAGGCCGGGCUCCAGUUCCCCGUCGGCCGCAUCGGGCGCUACCUUAAGAAGGGCCGGUACGCGCAGCGCGUCGGCACCGGCGCUCCCGUCUACCUCGCCGCCGUCCUCGAGUACCUCGCCGCUGAGGUUCUGGAGCUCGCCGGGAACGCCGCCAGGGACAACAAGAAGACGCGCAUCAUCCCCCGCCACGUGCUGCUCGCGAUCCGCAACGACGAGGAGCUCGGGAAGCUGCUGUCCGGUGUCACCAUCGCCCACGGCGGUGUGUUGCCCAACAUCAACCCGGUUCUGCUGCCCAAGAAGACGGCGGAGAAGGCGUCCAGCGGCGGGAGCAAGGAGCCCAAGUCGCCCAAGAAGGCCGCCAAGUCCCCCAAGAAGGCAUAGAUUGUCCAGACAGCUUAGCACUACCUUGUUACCAGUGAUGCGUUAAGUUGUAGAUGGGAUGAAUGUGGUUGGAUGUGUACCUGUGUUUGCAAGUUCUGAUUUAUAAUGGAAAGAAAUGCCGUGUUUCUUAA
Sorghum bicolor (sorghum) is the source of this 691-nucleotide messenger RNA. Its product is annotated as histone H2A. NCBI's taxonomy places the organism in Eukaryota, Viridiplantae, Streptophyta, Magnoliopsida, Poales, Poaceae. Gene Ontology annotation, molecular function: protein heterodimerization activity; structural constituent of chromatin; DNA binding. The transcript is spliced from 2 exons. The record is from RefSeq and is a predicted model, not a curated record. Gene Ontology annotation, cellular component: nucleosome. The coding region runs from base 78 to 560 and encodes 160 amino acids.